Suillus paluster is the source of this 330-nucleotide messenger RNA. RefSeq names its product peptidase family M49-domain-containing protein. Lineage: Eukaryota; Fungi; Basidiomycota; Agaricomycetes; Boletales; Suillaceae. The transcript has 3 exons. The record is from RefSeq and is a predicted model, not a curated record. The coding region runs from base 1 to 330 and encodes 109 amino acids.
AUGAUUAAGGAAGGCCUAGUAACCCUUGAAGAGCUUGACCGCCAAAAAUCCCUGAUCCAUGGACGCGCUGUUGCAGGAAAGCUUUUCAUCGACCUCCGAGUCCAGAGGAGCACAGCUGAUGGUGCCGGAACACGGGACUUCUACACAAAUCUCACCACGCCUCUUCAAGGAUGGGAGAGCGAGAUUCGGGACGUCGUUCUCAAGAAGAAACUGCCUCGCAAGAUGAUGCUGCAACCCAACACUGUCGUUGUGAAUGGUCAAGUAGAGCUGAAAGAAUAUCCCUUGACACCCGCCGGUAUGAUCGAGAGCUACAUUGAAAGACGAUUAUAG